AUGUCAACUGCUAACAGCCCGACAAAUCAGGGAAGUGCAGGUGAGGAAGAAAAAGACACUUUUGUUACGCCCAAAAAACCCAGACGAGAAAUAAGUGAGUGCAACGGCGUGCGAAUCAAUAAAUUCUGGACUAAAAACCCAAAGGUUUGGUUCACUCAACUGGAGAGUGAAUUUGUAUUAAGUAGAAUUACAUCAGAUAUUACGAAAUACCAAACUGUAUUACGGCAUUUGAAUCACCAAAUAUUAGCAACAAUAACAGAUUUCCUAGACUACCCUCCAGCAGAGAACAGAUAUGAGGCAUUAAAGAAUUUAUUAAUUAAUCGUUUCUCUGAGUCGGUGACAAAGCAGACGCAGAAGCUGCUCACUGAUUUAGAAUUGAACAGAAGGAAGCCCUCGGAGCUCCUGAGGAAGAUGAAGCGACUUACUUCUGGCUCAGACGUUUCAGAAAGAAUAUUGCAGACGCUUUGGAAACAACGUCUACCACGAAGAGUCCAAGAGCUUUUAACAGUGACAGAAGGAAUGGAGAUAGAGAAGCAGGCGGAUUUUGCUGAUAGGCUCAUGGAGCAAAAUGAAUCUCAGAUCACUCAGAUCGCCACGGAGCCCAGAAAUGCGUACCUAUCGGGCAAUUUUUGA
Hylaeus anthracinus is the source of this 633-nucleotide messenger RNA. RefSeq lists its product as uncharacterized. Lineage: Eukaryota; Metazoa; Arthropoda; Insecta; Hymenoptera; Colletidae. The transcript has a single exon. The record is from RefSeq and is a predicted model, not a curated record. The coding region runs from base 1 to 633 and encodes 210 amino acids.